CCAUAAAUAUAAAUAAAAUAAAAUAUUUCUACCUAAAAUGAUCCAAAAUUCUCAUUUUCUAUGACAGCACUACGUAACAUGGCGACCACGAGGGCUGUCUCAAGAAUACCGGCUUUAUUACAAUGCCGGUCUUUAUCAACGAGUUCGGUGGCCUGUGGGAAAGCAAUGAAGGGGCCAGACAUGGCCCUGAAGGAGCGAGAAUGGCAGCUGGAAUUUUUUCAGGACAAAGGGAAGAUCUACGACAAAAAGCCCUUUAAGAUUACUUUAAAAGAAGGCAAGAAAUAUCUCUGGUGCUGUUGUGGCAAUAGUAAAACUCAGCCUUUCUGUGAUGGAACCCACCUGAGUCCAUUCCUGAAGAUCAAGCAAAAACCUGUUGUGUUUAAGGCUCCAAAGACUAUGGAUGUUUGGCUGUGUAACUGUAAACAGUCGAACAACCGUCCUUUCUGUGAUGGUACUCAUCGCAGACCCGACAUUCAGGCAGCAGUUAAAGACUAGUUGUUAUUAUAAGAGUCCUUUGACAUUGCCUGUUGAAGAAGUUGAAAACAGAACAUGGCAUCAUUUUGGGGUAAAGAUCAAGUAGCUGCAGUUGAGUUGAUGAAUACUGUUGAAUAUGAAUUGCUUUACUGUUGGAUAUUUGAUGAAUUUAUAAUAAAGUGAUACCUAUAUUGGUUAUAUACUGUAGCAUGUAAAGGCAAGAACAAAUAGAACCUCUUUUGUAAGGUAAAUGUAAAUUUCCAACAAAGAAAUUUCUCCACAGAAAUCAGUGAAAUGAUAUAAUUUGUACAGUGGUGUCAGUCUGCAAUUUUGUAAGAUUAUUGAUUUUUGUUCACAGAUGGUAAAUAUUAGAGAAUUUGUCUGCUUUUAUAUUUUAUUGAAGAGUGUUGGUAACUAGUAUGAAGCCAUGUAAUUUGUUCAGUUGGAGUUUUGACUUCUGAUGUAAAUAGGUUAUGAAGUUAAUUCCAUAUUGGAACAGAUAUUUAUUUAUUCUUUUUGUAAGUUUAAACUAGAAGGAUGUCAUUUUAUAGAUAUGUAAAUACCAAUUGUUUAUAAAUAAUUCACUUACA
Messenger RNA from Penaeus chinensis, 1064 nucleotides. RefSeq names its product CDGSH iron-sulfur domain-containing protein 3, mitochondrial-like. NCBI's taxonomy places the organism in Eukaryota, Metazoa, Arthropoda, Malacostraca, Decapoda, Penaeidae. The transcript has 3 exons. Gene Ontology annotation, cellular component: intracellular membrane-bounded organelle. The record is from RefSeq and is a predicted model, not a curated record. Gene Ontology annotation, molecular function: 2 iron, 2 sulfur cluster binding. Bases 61 to 495 code for a protein of 144 amino acids.